This is a messenger RNA of Eurypyga helias (sunbittern), 724 nucleotides long. RefSeq names its product unconventional myosin-X-like. The annotation marks the transcript as partial. NCBI's taxonomy places the organism in Eukaryota, Metazoa, Chordata, Aves, Eurypygiformes, Eurypygidae. The record is from RefSeq and is a predicted model, not a curated record. Gene Ontology annotation, molecular function: microfilament motor activity; ATP binding; actin filament binding. Gene Ontology annotation, cellular component: vesicle; cytoplasm; myosin complex. The transcript is spliced from 5 exons. Gene Ontology annotation, biological process: vesicle transport along actin filament; actin filament organization.
GUCUUCUGGUUUUUGCAGGGUGCCAGGGUAUGGCUGCAGGAGCAGGACCAGCUGCAGCCAUGCACUGUUGGCUCGUGUGCCGAUGGAAACGUGCUCUUCACCUCGGACUAUGGCACGGUAUUCCGGUACCCCAAGGCCUCCCUUUCCAGAGAAAAGGUCUUGCCAAUGCACCAGACCAGUGUCGAUGGGGUAGAAGACAUGUCCAUGCUGGGAGAUCUGCAUGAAGCUGCCAUCCUGCUUAACCUGCACCAGCGCUACCAACGGGGUAACAUUUACACAAACACUGGUUCCAUCUUGGCAUCAGUAAAUCCCUACAAACCCAUCCCUGGUCUGUACAGUGUGGAUGCCAUAGACCUGUACAGACAGCACCGCCUGGGUGAGCUGCCUCCCCAUAUCUUCGCCACCGCUAACGAGUGCUACUGCUGCUUGUGGAAGCGUCAUGACAGCCAGUGUGUUCUGAUAAGCGGAGAAAGCGGAGCUGGAAAGACUGAGAGCACCAAGUUGCUGCUGAAAUUUCUGUCAGCCAUGAGCCAGACCUCCCUUGGGGCCCCUCCAUCUGAGAAGAGCACUCGCGUGGAAGAAGCCAUCCUGGAAAGCAGGCCACCAGCUGUCUUGCCCUCAGAGGUCCUGUGGGCCACCUUGCAGAUCCUGUGCUGCCCAGGAUACCCAUCCGUGGGAGCAGCACAGGCCAGGAGCGAGGAGGUUUGCUGGGGCGUGCAGCAAG